Messenger RNA from Cyprinodon tularosa, 1960 nucleotides. RefSeq names its product cytochrome P450 4V2-like. The transcript has 11 exons. Bases 52 to 1596 code for a protein of 514 amino acids. Gene Ontology annotation, molecular function: monooxygenase activity; heme binding; iron ion binding. NCBI's taxonomy places the organism in Eukaryota, Metazoa, Chordata, Actinopteri, Cyprinodontiformes, Cyprinodontidae. The record is from RefSeq and is a predicted model, not a curated record.
UUAUAACAACUGAACAAACUGGAUGUGUAUGCUGUUGAAGAAAAAAAAAACAUGGCAAAUUUACUGGGAAGUUACAGUUUACCCUUUCUUGGAGUUAACGUUUUCAUCGCAGCUCUGACCUACAUUACCUACAACCUGCUGAGCAGUCAUCUCCAUAAAUGGUUCAAGAUGAAAUCUAUUCCUGGGACAGGUUCAGCAUACCCCUUUAUUGGAGAUGCACUGUCGUUCAAAACCAAUGCAGGAGAAUUCUUCAAUCAAAUUGUUAACUUUACAUAUGAGUUCAGAGAUGCACCAUUGUUUAAUAUCUGGUUUGGACCAAUUCCAUUGGUUGUCCUGUUUCAUGCUGAAACAGUUGAGAAAGUUCUGAGUAACCCCGUUCACCUCGACAAGGCUUUUCCAUACAAAUUCCUCCAUCCUUGGCUUGGAACAGGCCUUUUAACCAGCACUGGGAAAAAAUGGAGACAACGAAGAAAGAUUCUGACACCGACCUUCCAUUUUUCCAUCCUGACUGACUUUUUGCAAGUAAUGAACGAACAGGCAGAAAUUCUAGUGGAAAAGCUGGAGAAGAAAGCGGGAAAAGGUUCUUUCAACUGCUUCAAUGACAUCACCCUAUGUGCACUGGAUAUUAUCUGCGAAACUGCAAUGGGAAGAAAGAUUUACGCACAGAGCGAUUCUGAAUCUGAGUAUGUUAAGUGUGUAUACAGGAUGAGUGAUAUUGUCAGCCUGAGACAAAGGACACCUUGGUUUUGGCCUGACUUUAUUUACUACUUCUUUGGUGAGGGUAAGAAGCAUGACAAGACACUGAAGACCCUCCAUUCUUUUACCUAUAAAGUGAUAAAGGAAAGGUCUGAAAACUUGUCCUACAUUGAAUCAGACAGCGACUCCGACUAUGGCAAGAAGAAGCGACAGGCCUUUCUAGACAUGCUCCUGAAGACCACAGAUGAAGAUGGAAACAAGUUGACCCAUCAGGACAUUCAAGAGGAAGUGGACACCUUUAUGUUUGAGGGUCAUGACACCACGGCUGCCUCCAUGAACUGGGCCCUCCAUCUGAUUGGAAGCCAUCCAGAGGUGCAACGAAAAGUUCAGCAAGAGCUGCAGGAAGUGUUUGGUGCAUCAGGCCGACCCAUUAACACAGAGGACCUAAAGAAACUAAAAUACCUGGAAUGUGUCAUUAAAGAAGCUCUGCGGCUGUUUCCCUCUGUGCCCUUCUUCGCCCGAAGCCUCUGUGACGACUGCAAUAUUAAUGGUUUCAACGUCCCCAAAGGAGCAAAUGCGAUCAUCAUUACAUACACUCUUCACCGUGAUCCACGAUACUUUCCAGAACCAGAGGAAUUCCGGCCUGAGCGUUUUUUUCCUGAGAAUUCACUUGGAAGGCCCCCGUAUGCAUAUGUCCCUUUCUCUGCUGGACUCCGCAACUGCAUAGGUCAGCGUUUUGCACUGAUGGAAGAAAAAGUGGUUUUGGCGUCCAUUCUGUGUAACUUCAAUGUCGAGGCCUGUCAGAAACGUGAGGAAAUUCGCAGAGUGGGGGACCUCAUCCUGCGACCAGAGCAGGGCAUUUGGAUCAAACUGGAAAAGAGAGAACCACUUGCUCCAUAAAAUCAGCAUUGGCUCAAUAAUUACCUUUCAUUCAUUCAUUCAUAGUUUUUGUUUUUUCAAUUUUAGAUAAUUCAAAUAGCUGAAAAUGUAUCAAAAGUAUUACAAAAAUCACAACUAGUGGAAUACAAAUAGCAUUACUGGGUAGUUUAGCAUAUCUGCCUCUCAUAGUAUGAUAAUCUAAAAAAACUGCUUCGAUUGCUUAAAAUACAUUUCUUUUGUAUAUUUCUACAUUUUGUGGCUGAAACUGCUAAUGGAAUAUGUGAGACUUCUGGUUAUUUCAUGUUGAACAAGCAUUUCUUGUAAUUUUGUUUGAAAAUGUCUUGCAUUACCAAAUGUUUAAGAUACAGACAUGUCACAGGUGGAA